Lates calcarifer (barramundi perch) is the source of this 10100-nucleotide messenger RNA. RefSeq names its product semaphorin-6D. NCBI's taxonomy places the organism in Eukaryota, Metazoa, Chordata, Actinopteri, Centropomidae. Gene Ontology annotation, molecular function: chemorepellent activity; semaphorin receptor binding. The record is from RefSeq and is a predicted model, not a curated record. Gene Ontology annotation, biological process: neural crest cell migration; semaphorin-plexin signaling pathway; negative chemotaxis.
AGGAGGGCGUGGCCUGUUAGCGGGAGCCGCUGGGCUGCUGAGUGACGCCUCAGUGUGUCGUUAGGACCCGGACUGGACGCUCCGUGCCGCGGUCCUCGUCUCUCUCUCUCUCUCUCUCGGUGGAUUUAUAUCGGACCCGGUUCGCGGGCUGGAGCAGGAUUUUCCCGCCGGUUUGGUCCCAUUUUGUGGAACUAAGCGGAGCUGUUGUGGAUUACUGUGAGUGAGUGUUGGACGGAGACGGAGUCCGGGUCCCGGCGCGCCUCUGUCUCUGAGGACACCAGAGAGGAAAGAUUUAAAGACAGAGGAGUUAAUCAGGACUGGAACAAACAUUAGGAGUCUGGACUUCUUCUCCUCCUGGAUUUGGACAUUUCUCGCUCGCUGAUUGGCUCUCCUGUGGAGCUGCUUGUGAUUGGAUGAUCCUGGAUUCAAGGACGUCUGAGGGGGUCCACCCCCGCCUCCUGACUUCCUCUUCACUUCUCGGACCACGGUGAGAACUUCCUGGACUGUCACUGCUGUCACCUGAUUGGCUGGAGGCUUCACCUGUCCGUCACAGCAGAUUUUCAGACUCCGACGCCCACCAUGACCUGCUGACAUCAUCACCCCCGCUCCCCCUUUGCAGUCCCCCCCUCCCAUCCUCUCUCUCCAUAAACAAAAAUGGCCCCGACUGAUUGGCUGUCACCGUGGCGACCGCCGCCACUGAUGCUAAUGCUGCUGCUGCUCGUCCUCUCUUUCUGUUUCCUGUCUGAGUCGGCCUCGACCACGCCCUUCCCUAAAGACCUGGAGCCAAUCAACACGGUCGACUCGGAGCAGUCGUACCAGUAUCCAGGGUUUCAGGGUUUGCUUCAGGACAACGACACGCUGCGUCUAGGCCUGGACUUUCAGAGGAUGUUACGCAUCAACCACAUGUUGUACAUCGCUGCCAGAGAUCACGUGUUUGCAGUGAACCUGACGACAGCUUCAGAGGAGUUCGUACCUCAGCUGAAGCUGACGUGGAAAUCCAAAGACGUCAGCAAGUGCACGGUCAGAGGGAAGAACAGCGACGAGUGUUACAACUAUGUUAAAGUCCUGGUGCCCAGAAACGACGAGACACUGUUCGCCUGUGCCAACGCUUUCAACCCCACCUGCCGAAACUACAGGAUGACCUCUUUGGAGCAGGUUGGCGAGGAGGUGGUCGGCCAGGCUCGGUGUCCAUUUGAGUCUGGUCAGUCCAAUGUCGGACUGUUUGCAGGAGGAGACUUCUACUCGGCCACCAUGACGGACUUCCUGGCCAGUGACGCCGUCAUCUACAGGAGCCUGGGAGAUGGACGACCUGUCCUCAGGACCGUCAAGUACGACUCCAAGUGGCUACGAGAGCCUCAUUUCCUGCACGCCAUCGACUACGGCAACUACGUCUACUUUUUCCUCAGUGAGAUCGCAGUGGAGUACACCACCCUGGGCAAGGUGGUGUUUUCUCGGGUCGCCCGGGUGUGUAAGAACGAUAACGGUGGAUCUCCCAGAGUCCUGGAGAGAUACUGGACCUCCUUCCUCAAGGCUCGUCUCAACUGUUCGGUUCCUGGAGAUUCCUUCUUCUACUUCGACGUUCUUCAGUCUCUCACCAACGUGCUGCAGAUCAACCAGAGACCUGCUGUGGUCGGGGUCUUCACCACUCAGGCCAACAGUAUCCCCGGCUCUGCAGUUUGUGCUUUCUACAUGGACGACAUAGAGAAAGUCUUCAACGGGAAGUUUAAGGAACAGCGGACCAGUGACUCAUCCUGGACUCCGGUACCUGACGAGCAGGUUCCCAGACCGAGACCUGGUAUGUGUGCUGGUGACGGUCCAGCUGCAGAGUACAAGUCGUCGGUUCAGUUUCCAGAUGAGACGCUGACGUUCAUCAAGUCGUAUCCUCUGAUGGACGAAGCUGUUCCCUCCGUCAAUGACCGGCCCUGCUUCACCAGGACCUCCAGCAGGUCCAAGCUGACCCAGAUUGUGGUGGAUGUCUCGGCUGGUCCCUACAAAGACCGGACGGUGAUGUUCCUGGGCUCAGACGACGGUCGAGUCCUGAAAGUUUUGGCCAGCACGCAUCCCAACGACAGCUUCGGAUCCAAGCUGCUGGAGGACAUUGACGUUUACAACCCGUCCAAAUGUAACGUUCAGGGUCAGGAGGACAGGAGAGUUCUGGGACUGGAGCUGGAUAAGGACCACCACGCUUUGUUUGUUGCCUUCACCAGCUGUGUCAUCAGAGUACCGCUCAGCCGCUGCACCCAACACGGAGCCUGUAAAAAAGCCUGUUUGGCUUCUCGUGACCCAUACUGCAUCUGGCUUCGGACCGGGAGUUGUGCCAACAUGGCGCCGGGUUUCAAGGCAGGGUUUGAACAGGAUAUUGAGGGCGACCACUCGUUUCACCCAGACAGCUGCCACGCUGAUGUCUUGGCGACGACACGAAACCAGGAGUCUGGAGCCGAUUCUGCCUACGGUGUCCGUCGUCUCCCGGAGAUGGACCAGCGAGCCGGCGCUAACGUCCACUACACCCUGCUGAUCGCCUGUGUGCUGGUGGCUUUCUUCCUGGGUGCCAUCUUGUCUGGCUUCCUGGUGUCGUGCUACUGCAGCCGCAGUGCCGCCCACCGGGCGAGGCGGCUGGGGAAAGACCCUGAGGCGUCGCUGCCCCACGCUCUGUCGCUGCGAUCCCUCGCCAAGCUCAACGGGCUGCUGGACGGACAGCCCAAGGAGGACAAACUGGACGUGUCCACUCCAAAGAUGUACAGCUCCUUCAUCCCCAACGGCCGGGCCUCACCUCACCUCCACACCCCCGGUCAUCAGGGCCUGCCACUGGGAGACCCUGACCUCAGCCUCUCCCAGGCUGAUGGAGAGCUGUCCGGCCUGCCCACGCCCGACUCCACCCCCGAGCUCCCCAUCAAGAACAUGAAGGCCCUGCGGCACCAUCAGUAUGAGAAGAACCAGAACUGCAACAACGCCAAGGACAACCCCAAGCCUGGGCCCAGCUGCUCUGGAUCCAGUCUGGGUUUCAUGGCUGUCGUCGGGAACUCUUUGACCCAGCAGGUGUUUCCCUACUCUCAUCACCAUGGCAGCAGUCUGAGCAACGGGGCAGCACACGGAGCAGGCGCUUCUUCAACUUCGUUGCACCUACCAGAGGAGAGGAAGAUCUCGAAUGACGAGCGAGCAGCAGCAGCAGGUGGAGGAGCAGGAGGCGGAGGAGCAGGAGGCGGAGGAGGAGGAGUCCCCCAUCAUCACCACUCCCAGCAGUCCCUGCCUCAGACGGUGGUGGAUGUGUCGGCGCUGGACGAGCUACUCAAACACAUCCACGAGGUCAGUGCGUCAGGGACUGGAGGCAUCAAGGUCCUCACCUCCACCUCCUCGUCCUCCCUGUUCCCCGGGCCGUCCUCAUCCUCUUCCGGCGGGCACCAUCACCACCACCAUCAUCACCACAGUCACCAAGGCCAGACGCGCACCCACCACUACAACCACAGCCAUCACCAUAGCAACCACCACAACAACAAUGGUGGCGGCGGCAGCGGUCACCAUCACCAGCAGCAGAUCCCCGAGACUGAAUCAGCUCCGUACUACAGCACCUCCACGCUGCCGAGGGAUGGCCUCCCCAAACGCCUGGACACACCCGCUCAGAACUCCGCCUCCUCUUUCACCACCUCCUCCUCUUCCUCCUCCUCCUCCUCCAACAACCCCACCUCCUCCACCUCCGUCCCAUCCUCCUCCUCUUCUUCCUCCUCCACUCCGCUCCAGCAGCAGGUGAUCCCAGAGAGACCCGGAGGUAGCGGUGUCUCCGUGACGCGCCACCACUCCCAGCGCCACUCCCUGAUCAAGAUGGGCAGCGGCGGCGGCGGUGCUGUGCCUCGCCACCACAGCUUCAACCAGCGGGGGGCGCAGCACGCACACUUUCUAGCCCGGAUGAACACCAACAGCAGCAGCAACGGCCCCCCCGCUGCGAACGAGGGGGUCGAUGCAAACACCAGUACCAACGCUGAGAGCCAGCGGCCAUCAAUUGCCAGCGCCUGCCUGACACGGCAGCACAGUUACAGCGAAGGGCCACAUGUGCAGAGGGCGGCCAUCAUCCGGAGGACGGCAUCGCUCAAACCCCAAGUCCCGCCAAAACCCUUGUUCCUGCCAAACACAGCGACAUCACCGGUAGCAGAGGCAGGGAAGUACAACUACUGAGACUGUAGGAGGAAGUGGCGUCACUCCAACAUGGCUGCUGCCUUCCUCACAGAGUAAAACACCCUGAAACGCCUGCAGGGCAUGUGACAAAUGACAAAAUGAGAACAUUGAUGGGAUGGAGUGACACGAGAGAGACUUCAGAGCUUUUUGUCCCCAUCACUCGUCAUUCCGACCCUUCAGUUGUGGUUAUUUUCCUGCUGCUGAGAGUCACGACCGCUGCAUUGUAGCCGCCUCGCCCGCAGAGCUGGGCCCCAAACAGAGCCGAGCACACAGACACUCUGAGGAGACUCUGACUCAUUCCUCGGGGUGGUCGGGGGGCCGCUCGUGGCGACUUUCCCUCCUCACGACACAGAACAGAAACCAGCUCAGAUGAGAACUGAAGCUGAGAAACAUUCCAAAAGCAGGGCGAAAGAUGUUAAUGAUUCAAAAGCAGUCCCCAAGGCUCGAGGUGGCCUGAAAAAUCCCUGAUUAAUGCAGUUUUCUUACGAGUGCUUUGAUCUAAUGUCCCCAGUUGUUGCACCUCGGCACGGGGCCCAGAUUUCAUUUGCAAAAGAUUCACAAAAGCAGCGAGUGGGACUGCUGCUGCAGACCUGACGUGAACUGAAUCUGGGACCGUCGAGACAUUUCUCCAGGACUCAGAAUUAAACAAAGGCAUUUCUCUGCACAGGAGAAAUCAAACAAAAAUCAUAUUUAAAGAAACACCCAGAGGGUAAUUCCUUUCUUUGCUUUGUCCCCCCGAGUCUGGAGAAGGUUAUUCACCUUCUCUGUGAAAAAAACUGAGACCAAAAAAGGAGGAAAGGAAGCAGCAGCGAGGUCUUUGUUUUCUUUGUUUUCAGAGACUUUGAGUCGACGGGACGUUCAGGAGAUGGAGAUUUUUGUAAACCACCACCUCUGGGAAAGAGAGAAGAAGAAGAGUCUGUGGGAUCAGAUGUAAAUGUCAGUGAUUUAGAUCAGAGCUGACAGACGUCUCUCUCCACCCUGACAGUUCAUACAAACCAGAUGAAUGUUCUUUUUUAUACCAUAUUGGUAUCUGACAAACAAACAAAACAUUAAUGGAGCUCAGCAGGUGAUGGAGGACGGAUUUCUGAUCAAUCACUCCCUCAAAUUACUAAUUCAUUCACUCAGUGAACUCAACACGCCUUCAGUUUACUCAUUUGUGUAUUAAAAUGACUUAAUUGAUUCUCCUGAAUUAUUAAAAUGACUUAAUUUGCCCCCUGAAUUUUUAUGAACUGGCUGACGUGCAGGAUCUGUGGGGACGUAAAAGAUAAAUUCAAAGUUUAUUAAAUCCAAGAGUUCUCCUGUUGAUGAUUAAAUAAUUUGAGGGAAUCAUUUAUCAAACCUUCUGUCUCUCUCUCUCGUUACUGACUGAGCUCCGUGGUUAUAACAGGACUUUGUCAUGAACAGGUGAACCUGCCCAAACUGAAGCAACAGCUCACAGAACCAAGAGCGACAACUUAUUUUCACACUUAACCGGAUGUCCGGGCCCCAGAAAGGGUCAAAGGUCAUUCACUUCCAUUGUUUUCAUUCUGCGUUUUACCAAAUGAAAUCAGUUCAGUAAUUACACUCUUACAUUGUGUUUUCAAACAUGGUCGAAAGAAAAAAAAAAGAGCAAUAAUCAUCAAAGUUGUCAUGGUACAGAGAUUCUAGUGGUUUGUAGCUUUAGCUUAAUGUGUUAGCAUGCUAACAUUAGCUAAUUAGCACUAAACUACAACCACAAAGGAUGGGAGUCAGUUUUAUAAAUAUUCAGCAAUUACUGGACAAGUUAAAAAUUUGAGGAAAGGUGAAGAGAUUAGUGCAUCACAUCUGCACCAAAUAUCACGACAGUUAGUUGACGACUGCAUCUCUACAGCAAAAAAUGACCUUCGUCCAGCCAGACUAAAACUGAUUGUUCAUGUUACUUCAUUGUUAUUUGUUUUGUUAGCUUGCUAAACUAAAUUGACCAUGACUGGAUGCUGUGGUGACAUCUAGUCGAGCAGAUGGUAUUGGUUUCAGCUGAGAUAGAUGCCACAGGGAGCAGAGUAAGAACUUAUCAGAUGUGUAUUUCUGUGAACACUCGCUUUCAGACUUUACCACAGUCUGCAGCUGAACAGUCUGUUUUACCUCCCAGUGUUUUUCAGUGCUUUAUUCUGUGGCUGUUUCUUCUGUUUGAGCAUUCGCCAAACAACUGCACCGAUCUGAUGUUAACAGUAAAACACACAGGCAACAUUUUGAGGCAGCAGAGAUGAGCAACAUCGCCGGCAACAGCAAUAAAAAAGUUUUGGGGCAAAAUCCCUGUAAAUAAAACACUGAGCUGCUCGGAGUUAAAGCACUGAGGGGGAAUUCAAACAGCUGACGGAGUUGACUGUCCGUGUUGCCUCAACAUGUUGCUGUGCAGGUUUGGAAAGGUUUGGAAAAGUUUUGGAUAAAGUUUUUGGAUAAAAAAAGGUCUCGGAAGAUUAAAAAACUGUUGUUACUGACGCCUCAGCAUGUACUCACUGCCAAGACUCGUUUUUACAUAAGAAUACUGCUGGUUCUGCUCAUUUCAGCCCCAUGUUUCAAACACUGAACCACACACUCAUUAAAUAAACCAGAGCUGAUUACUCCUAGAAUUUACAAAUAUUAACGUCUCAGCUGACGGAAAAACAUUGAGAUGAUUUAAAGCCACGUCAUCAGAGUUUGAGCUGUGCCGGAGAAAAAGCAAACGUUCUCACCUUUUCUGUUACUGCUGAAACUGUGUUAUUAUGAUGUAACCCUCCUUAGUGGUGCAUUCAGGGAGGCUCCGACAUCUGAUGCUUGAUGCAAAAAACCUUUGAAUUAAUGAAAUAUAUCACCAAAACUCAAAGCCAGAACACAAACAAUAAGGAAACAUGGACAUGGUGCAUAAAUAGUAAACAGUUAAUGUGAAUUUGAUCAUUCCUGUUCCUCGAUGCACCGGCUGAGUGGGUUUUAAGACAGAGUUCCUGCAUGUGGCUGUUUUUAGACCCACAGGUGCAAAACAGGUGAAGAAUAACAACAUUAACACAACAACUUUACCACUAAAGUAAAGCUCAGACAGUUAAUUAUCGGGCAUUUCAGAUGAAAAUAACGUUUUUGUGCUGUUGUAAAUACGGCUGCAUGAUAUACUGAACUAAUUAUUUCAAACAUUUGUUCCUGCAUGAUGCCUAACACGUCCAAAUCACAGACAUUAAACCUCCACAAAAUCCUUAUUUUCAGUCACAAAAUGACCUGUUUUUCACAUGUGGACCUAAAAUCCAGAUGUUUCUGUCAGGUUUCAGUCUAGUUUGGAUUUUUCAGUGAAAAAGAAAAUCAGUUAAAUUUAUGAAUUGCCUCCAAAACUUUUAUUUUUGGACAUGGUGGUCUAUCUGUACGCUAAGGUUCAUUUACUGGCUCUUCCCAAGGCUUUGUACCUCAUAAUCUUGUUGUCAUAUCGGCCCUAAUAAUGACCUAAAUACUGAAGGGGGGUGCAAUAAGAAGAGAUUUCUGACAUGUGGUUGAAAGUCCUGGAAAAGACUGAACUUUAAGACUAAAGAGCAAAACACCAGUAUGGUCAGUGACCCCUUUAAAUCCAUUGGGAAAAGUUUUCUGAAAUAUUACAACAGAUAAAUGACCUGCAGGUCGUGUGACACUUGUUGUCCGUGACUAAACAAACUUUUUUUUUCAGCCGGUUUUAGUUUUAUCCGACACGCUCAGCUAGCUGGAUGCUCACUCCCGGCCACAGAUGAAGCAAUAAAGAAGCCUCGGUGAUCUGCAGUGAAGGGUUAGUGAAGUAUCCCUGUCUGCAGGCUCUGCACCAAAUGAUGCAACUUGAUUUCGCCAGCACUGAACAGCCGAGGGAGAGAAACCUGCUGUAAACCGUCACGCUGCAUCAGGCGUUUCCAAACCAGACGGAAACGUUUUGUUCAGAUUUAAUAAAAAAAGACCAGAAAGCAGCAGUUUGAUAUUGAUUCAUGCUUCAUGGAAAGGGAGGGGAGGGGGGAGGAGGAUGGGUGGUUCGUGCCACAGUCGGUGUUUGAAGAGGUUACAUCACCCUCUUUCAUCUCCGACCCGAAUCUCUCGACUGACUGGAUGUGUUUGAUAUUUAUCAGAGAUUAGUGUUGUUCUGGUCACUGGGAAGAAGCUGCCUGCAUGAAUCAGAGUCUAAAUUAAUGGGCCGUGUUCACAUGAGAACAGCGAAUCUGACCCUCAGCUCUCAGAGGCACAUUUGAUCGUUUCUCCGCUGUCUGCAUAGGAAGAAAUAACACUUAAAAAAGGUUGGAUCAUAACGAGAAAGUCAGUUCUGUGCCAUUGAAGAGGGUCUGAGUCUGGUCUCCUUGUGUAGUUUAAAGGGGUUUUAAAUAUUUGACCCUGUUAAAUAGAAACUGCAAAAACUUCACAUAACUGCUGACCAAGUUUUUAAACCAAAUGCUUUUCAGAUUGGUUUCUCUUUGCUGCAUUUAGACAAUUUAACACUGAAUUGACCAUAUUUUUAGACAGAACUUACCUCUCUGUGUGUCUAAGCAGUGACCAUCUCAUCUUUGAUGCCUUCAAGGGCCCUCUUGACUUCUGAGACGUCCCAGUCAGCCGUUGAAAUAUGUUGCUGGAUGUUUAAACCUAGAAAUCAAAGAAUAAAUCUACUUUAGGGGAAAAAAGGUUGUUCAAAAUUUAAAUAUUUCUGUUGAGUUUUCAGGCUUUUCUCGUAACUGCAUCACCACAAAAAGGCAAUAGGACUGAUAAAUAAAACUAUUAAGAAUACAGGAUUUUCCACAAAGUGAAGCAAACUGCCUGGAAGGAAGGGAGGUGGCUGUGAGAUGUGGUUGAAAGCUCAGGAAAAAGCCAGCGAGUGGAGCUAAAGCUGAGAUAAAACUGAAACCAUGAGUCAGUUCAUUAAAUUGUUUACUGACAGAACAAACAAACAUUCACUGGUUCCAGCUCCUGCUGCUUUUCUGUUUUAUUUUACUUUAAACUGAAAAAGUUCGGGUUUGUAUGUUUUAUACAUUGCCCUGGAAAAUGUGUCACAAUUUGCUGUCAUUUCACUGCCUAAAUUAUCAUUCACCUGAUGGAAAAAUAAUUGGUUGCAGUCCUAGUUUAACUCGUCGUCUAUUUUGGAAAACACCACCAAACAAACUGAGACAGAAAACUAAAUAAAAAAAAUAAAAAAUUUGUAAUCUUCUUGAAUUUUCCCUCAAAUAAGUUCUUGUCCAACUGCUUGUAUUUAGAUUUAACAUUUUGCUUCUUUUAUUGAAUGAAAAAAGUGUUUUGUGAGAAGCAUCUGUGCAGAAACUCUGGUCUUAAAAAGUUUUAAAUGAUACUCGGUCUGAGGAAACAGUCAUUGAAGAUGUAAAGAAAAGUUAACGAACCUGUUCGGUCCUUUAAAUGUCUCCAUGAGCAGCAGUAUUUUCACCUUCACACAACAGAAGUAUCAGCUCAGUAUUUUUGAGAGCAGAGGUCGUCCAGGUGUGGUCUGGUCCAAUAAAAAGACAGAAAUCUGAUUUAGAGGAAAGUCUACCUGGUGCUCAGGUAGACAGGCUGAAUGAGGAACAGGAAUCUCCACCUGUAACGAACAGAAACUGUCAAACGGGUGUUGAAACUUCAUUAAAAGAAGAAGCUGUUGAUUGAUGAUCUGAUUAAGUCGUCAGUGGUCCUUUAGGAAUGUUUUUACCGGGUGCUACCACAGGGGGCGCUGCAGAGAAUAACACACUACAGUUCAUUUUAUAAAAAGGGUUUUGUAUGAGGAUGCACUUGUAACCUUGAAAAUAAAUUUGUUUAUUCACUUCGUGGUUCUCGGUUCCUGUCCUCUAAACGUGCUCUCUGAGCGGGAACGGAGACGCUGUGGCAUCACCGAUGGACUCACAGCGCCACCCGCUGGGCCACAGCAGAACGACAAUGUAAUAAUGUCAAAAGAUAUUAUGUUUACCUUACUGCUAUUAAUUAACAAUGUGGAUGAUGGUGUAAAUAAAGGCUACUGUGGAAUAUUA